Aspergillus calidoustus is the source of this 1182-nucleotide messenger RNA. NCBI's taxonomy places the organism in Eukaryota, Fungi, Ascomycota, Eurotiomycetes, Eurotiales, Aspergillaceae. The record is from the annotation of a GenBank genome assembly.
CCCCUACAAUUCAUCCACUUUACCCCCACAGAUAUUGGCGAGGCUUGUUCUGAGUUCACUGUGCUGCCGCCCGUGCCGGCUGGUUUCGUCAAUGGCAUAUAUCUAUUAUUGUCGACUGGUGUCUGUCGUGUUCUGCCCGUUGGAAAAAAAAAAGAUUCUUUGAGUUUUGGUUUUGUUGUUUCAGCGUUGCAAUCCAUCUUCCAUCGCCAUUCCACGCCCCCCUUCCAAAAAUGAACAUGGAUUCUAUGGACAUGGACAUGUCAUCAACCUCAACAACAAUGUCAAUGGCGACAGCCACAACAACCGGCAUGGACAGCAUGGCUUCUUCGACAGACCCAUCGUCCAUGUCCGGCAUGGACAUGUCCGACACAUCAAUGUCCAUGUCCAUGUCCACCAUGUCAAUGACAUUCUUCACCUCGACCAAAACCCUCCUCUUCUCAAACGCUUUCAGUCCGACGACAGAAGGCCAGUACGCGGGGACGUGUAUCUUCCUCAUUGCCCUCGCACUCAUUCUGCGGUUUAUGAUUGCGCUCCGGCCGGUUCUUGAGCGGAGGGUUUGGAAUGAUGGGCCGCGAGGGAGGCGGGUUGGGCAUGGGGUGGGUGAUUUGAGUGUGGUUGUCGAGGAGGCGGUUUCCGAGAAGCCAGGAGGAAGAAGUAAGGUUACGGUCGCGCAGGACAUCCGCAGUCGCUGGUCGAACUGGAAGGUGAAUUGUGCGGGAGGGAGGGCGACGUAUGAGGUUGUUGUUGCAGGGGUCGCGUAUCUAUUGAUGCUGGCGGUCAUGACAAUGAACGUGGGCUACUUCCUCUCUGUCCUCGGUGGAAUCUGGCUGGGGACAUUUAUUCUCGGCGCUGUGGCUGCUGAUACGCACUGGUCGCAUAGUUGAGGGUUUCGGCGCACUAUUCCGAGGUAUUGAUUAGUCGGACGUGUAUCUAUGGCACCUAAUAUCGAUGCACAUAUGUCGUUCUUGAUACCAAGCCAUAUAAUUUCGGCUGCUUUCAAGCUGUCGUUAUUGGAUAUGUCGGGGUCUUGCUUCGCUCGCUUAGCAUCGACAAAGUAUACACCCUUAGGAAUGCGCGACCGACCUCGUCAUGGAGGCAUGCUCCUUUCUGUUCCAUAACUGGAAGGCAUGCCCAGUGAGGCCGGCCGGUCGUGCCUUCCUCAUGUAGCCUGAUUCAUUCCGC